This is a messenger RNA of Ricinus communis (castor bean), 998 nucleotides long. RefSeq names its product 7-methyl-GTP pyrophosphatase. NCBI's taxonomy places the organism in Eukaryota, Viridiplantae, Streptophyta, Magnoliopsida, Malpighiales, Euphorbiaceae. The transcript is spliced from 10 exons. Gene Ontology annotation, molecular function: nucleoside triphosphate diphosphatase activity. The coding region runs from base 109 to 807 and encodes 232 amino acids. The record is from RefSeq and is a predicted model, not a curated record.
CGACAAUGCCAAUUAGGUAUUUUACGCAGUUAACCGGCUUCUUUUCAAUUCCCCGCGCAAGAUUUACGCUGUCUGUUUCUGCUGCUCUCGCGCUCAAUCUCCAUAAAAAUGGAAGCAACUGCUAGUUCUUCUUCUGUUAAGAUAAUCUUGGGGUCAUCUUCGGUUGCAAGGAGGAAAAUCUUAGCUGAAAUGGGAUAUGAAUUCACCGUCACUAGUGCAGAUAUUGAUGAAAAAUGCAUCCGCAAGGAAAAGCCAGAAGAAUUAGUAAUGGCUCUUGCUGAGGCUAAGGCUGAUGCAAUUAUAGCUAAGCUACAGGCUGAUAAUAAUCAAGAGAAGGAUGCUGAACUUAUUUUGGCUGCAGCUGACACAGCUGAAGCCAUCUUGCAGAGGCUCCCAGUGCAUGACUACAUAAAGGAUGCUGUGCCAGCAUUACUAAUUACAUGCGAUCAAGUGGUGGUCUAUGAAGGCGCAAUCAGGGAAAAGCCAUCUAGUGAGGAAGAAGCGAGGCAAUUUAUGAAAGAUUAUUCAGGGGGACAUGCUGCAACUGUCAGUUCUGUUCUUGUUACAAAUCUUAAAACUGGGUUCAGAAAAGUAGAAUUUGACAGAGUGGAGAUCUUUUUCCAUGAAAUACCAGAUGAAGUCAUAGAGAAGCUGAUUGAAGAGGGACUUGUGCUCAGAGUUGCUGGAGGACUUAUAAUAGAGCAUCCUUUAAUAUUGCCAUAUGUUAAAGAAGUGGUAGGGACGACGGAUAGCGUGAUGGGACUUCCCAAAUCUCUCACUGAAAAACUAAUGAAAGAGGCUCUCUAACAGCUGUACCUAUUUCCUUUUGCAUUCAUAUUGGUAAUACCGACACUGCUGCAUUUCUUUAAUGCCGUCUUAACUCAAGAUUCACUUUGAGUUUGAUAGACUGAUAAUUGUUUGUAGCCAAUCAGUUGAUCGACAGUGAAAUUAUUUUUAGUUAAUCAAGAUGAGUAGCUAAGUUAAAUGUUAAGCAGUAA